Molecule: messenger RNA, 1268 nt
Organism: Coffea eugenioides
Lineage: Eukaryota; Viridiplantae; Streptophyta; Magnoliopsida; Gentianales; Rubiaceae
Product: probable transcription factor At5g61620
Exons: 3
Coding region: 152-1099 (315 amino acids)
Biological process (GO): response to gibberellin; response to auxin; response to ethylene
Molecular function (GO): DNA binding; zinc ion binding
Source: RefSeq, a predicted model, not a curated record
CUCACUCAACACAUCAUUAUGUCUAUAUAUAUUCACUUGGAUAGUUAUUCAAGAGCUCUCUCUCUCUCUCUCCCUCUUCUUUUUUUUUUUCCUAUCUCUCUCCCUUGGAUGUAGGUAGUUUGGGAAGUUAUAGAGCAUUGUCUGGGUGAAAAUGGGCAGAAAGUGCUCACAUUGUGGGAACAUAGGCCACAAUUCAAGGACUUGUACCGCUUAUUCUAGGGGCAAUAUUAGUGUUAUGGCUGCUGGCUUGAGGCUUUUUGGGGUACAGCUUGAUGUCUCGUGCAAUUCUGCUCCUUCUUCUUCUAAUUCUAAUUCCAUUGCCAUGAAGAAAAGUUUCAGCUUGGAUUGCUUGUCUUCAUCAACGACCUCAUCUCCUUCACCAUCAUCGUCACUCUCUUCAUCAAGAAUUUCCAUCAGUGAAAACUCUGACAAGAUAUCUAUUGGUUAUCUCUCCGACGGACUCUUAGGUCGACCUCAGGAAAGGAAAAAAGGGGUUCCAUGGACAGAAGAGGAACACCGUUCUUUCCUAGUUGGACUUGAAAAGUUAGGAAAAGGAGACUGGAGGGGAAUUUCAAGAAACUUCGUGACCACAAGGACACCAACCCAAGUUGCCAGUCAUGCUCAGAAGUAUUUUCUUCGCCAAGCCAGUCUCAACAAAAAGAAAAGGCGAUCCAGCCUAUUUGACAUGGUUGGGAGCAAGAACGCAGCCCGUCAUCAGGUUUUCGAUUUGAGUUUCGAGCUAAAUAAUGAUACAACCUCAGCUACUUGUCUGAGCAGCAAAGCAAGCUCAGAUCUUGACACAGCUGCCCCUUUGUUAGACCUUAAUUCAUUUGCUGUGGAUACUACAACCAAUCACCAAGCUUGCAUAGAAGUUCAAGAGGGCUCUUCAUCACAUCACAUGGAUAUCGACUCCAUGUCCAUUUGGCCAGCUGCAUCCGGAUCUUCAAGCUAUCAGCUCUCGAAUAUUUCCUCCAUCACGAGUACUACCGGAGCUCCUGAUUUGGAGCUGACUCUGGCCGCCCCGAAGACGGCGGCUCAAAACAACCCUCCCCCGCCUCCAGCUUCCAUCCUAAUUAUGGGACCAAUCAGUGUUAUCUGACUUGCAUAUGAAGAAACAUAAACAACUCAGAAUACCCUUAUGGUAUCAUAUCAAUUCAUAGAUCAAUGAAGUUAUGUAUUGUUCAUUAAAAGUUACCAUCUGCGGAACAGAACCAGAUGAUCAAAAAUUUGUUCCUCUAACCUUUAACGAACAAAAUUCUCUUAGAAUA